This is a messenger RNA of Xyrichtys novacula (pearly razorfish), 3220 nucleotides long. NCBI's taxonomy places the organism in Eukaryota, Metazoa, Chordata, Actinopteri, Labriformes, Labridae. The record is from the annotation of a GenBank genome assembly.
AUGAGGUUAGGGUAUUGUUAAGAAGCUGAUAAUGCCACAGCACACCAGAGAAAUUGGCAAAAAAAAUGUUUUCCUUCUAUAUUUUUGCAGACACCUGGAUAAAAAAAUGGCAUCCCCGGAAAUGAUGAGAGGUAAGUGUUCCUUAAAUCUGUUGUAAACUCAUAGGUAUUCACAAAAGUGACAUUAAUGUCAUUUUAGGGAGGAGAAGUUGUGUGCGUUACAAAUGUGGCCAACUCAACACCAUACAGGAUGUCCUGCGCCAGAGACCAGGCUGGGUUGAGGUCAAAGAGUGAGAGGCUAGUCUUUUGUUGUCCCAUUUCCUUCUCUGCCAUAUUUGUGGCUUGCAUCUAAUUUCUGCUGUUUUUUGUUGUUGUUGUUUUGUUUGUUUGUUUUUAAGUGACGGAGAGUGGGAUUUUAACUGGUGUGAUGUGGGCUGGCUCAGUGAGAAUUUUGAUAACUCUUAUCUGGAGGAGCAUGUCAGGGUAAACCACUUCCGUAACCAUUAUGAGGUGAGAUGCCAUCAGAUAAGAGCUUUUAACAGCAGCACCAAUUUUGAAUCAAAAACUGACUGGACCCUUUUUCCUUGUCUCGGUAUUUUAUUUUACAGCUGACUCGCAAAAACCUCAUGGUGAAAAACCUCAAGAGACACUGGAAGAAUCUUGAAAGGGAUGAUGGCCAUAGCGAGGCAUCCAAAUGUGAUUUUUUCCCCUGCACUUUUGCACUGCCCAGCGAAUACGAUCUCUUUGUAGAAGAGUUCAAAAGAAGCACUGGCAGUACCUGGAUCAUGAAGCCGGUUAGCUAAAGCAGCCCACAGAUAUUAGAUCCAGUCUUAAAUCCAGCUUGGAUGACCCCUGGAGUAAAGUUAAGUCAGUGUCAAAUUCCAUUCGAGGCAUGAAAAUUAACCAGUAUGUUUUUAUCAGGUGGCAAAAUCUCAAGGAAAAGGCAUUUUCCUGUUCAGGAAACUGAAAGACAUAAUAGAUUGGAAGAAGGUAAGGUGUACUUAUUGAAAACAGACAGUCUGCGAACAGGAACAAAUCUUUUAGUCUGAUAUUUGGGUGUUGAUGCAGGAUGGUACCCGUUCAGAGGAACAGAAGGAUGCAGUUCAAGUGGAAAAUUAUGUGGCACAACGCUACAUAGAGAACCCCUAUCUAAUCAAUGGUAAGAUGCUCAUGAAAAACAUACACAUUUUAAUGUUUAUCAUUUAAACAAAAUUAUAUGACCAAAUAACUUAAUACAUCUCAUAUUUGAGAAAUUGUGAACGGAUAGAAAGGUGAGCAAAGAAAACUUCUUAUCUGUACUUAAAUUCUGUUUCUGUUUUGUUCUGUUUUUCUCUCCUCAGGCAGAAAAUUUGAUCUAAGAGUCUAUGUACUGGUCACAUCAGUAUGUACUAAACUUUAUCUCGAAGUCUUGAACAAUAUAUAAAAUGUCCUCUACACAUGAAUGAGUGUUUGUUGUUUUUUCAGUAUGCUCCUUUGAAGGCCUGGCUCUAUCGAGAUGGUUUCGCCCGCUUCUCAAACACCCGCUUCUCCCUCAACACCAUUGAUGACAAGUGUAUCCUUUUGUUGGUGUCAACAUUCAGUUUUUUUUUGUUUGAUGUUUUUGUUGGAGUUAUUUUCUCACUAUAAGAAUAUGUCAUUAAAGCCCCCACAUUGCACUUAAAACCCUCUUUCAGAUAUGCACCUCACCAAUGUGGCUGUUCAGAAAACAGCGCCAGAUUAUGACCCGGAGAAGGUAUAACUUUUGAGUGUCUUAAAUAAUACAUAAAGAUCCAUGCUUCUGCAGAUUAGUGUCAGUUUCCUGAAAAUGCCCUUCCUUUUACAGAUUCUACCUCUUUGUUUGUUUUUUUCUAAUUCAUUCAGGGAUGCAAGUGGCAGAUACAGCAACUACGGAGAUAUCUGACUGCAAAACAUGGCAGAGAGACAGUGGAAACCCUGUUUAAAGAGAUGGAUAAUAUAUUUGUCUGCAGUUUACAGAGUGUACAAAAGGUCAUCAUAAACGACAAACACUGCUUUGAGCUCUAUGGUUACGACAUCCUACUGGAUGAGAACCUUAAACCGUAAGUGUUUGUAUGGUCUAAACACACAUAGGUGUGCUUAUUUACAAGCAAGCAGAGAAAAAUACAUGCAGAGACAAGCAAACAUGACACAAGCUUGACUUGCCCUUCCUAAAAAACAAAGCAGUAAAUCUGCUUGUGUUUGACUCCAAAAAUUACCAUGUACAAAUAGUCAUAAAUCUGCACAGCAUAUUUGUACAUCUGACAAGAAUGCAGUAAUCCUGCUGUCAAAAAAAGUAACACACCCACACCACACUUCAGACAGCACCUCUCCAAAAUUCAGUUUGUGAACUUAUUGAGCUUGCUUUUCCUCUUAGAUUGGCUUAAUGUCGACCCAAAUGCUAAGUAAAUGUUUGGUGAAUGUCUUCACCCACCAUCUCUUUGCAGGUGGUUAAUUGAGGUGAAUGCCUCUCCAUCACACACACCGAGUAGUCAAGAGGAUUACGAGAUGAAGUGUCGGCUGCUGGAGGACACUUUGAAUGUUGUUGAUAUGGAGGCAAGGUAAAGAAAUCUUUCUCAUCAUGUUUUCCCUUCAGAGAAAAAAGUGUGACACAUUGUUUUAUUCAAUAAUCAUUACUCUCUUAUAAUUUUAAACUGCAAGUUUUUGGGCAAAAGUUAUGGUGAAUCUGAAAGUAAAGAACAAAGGUGGAUAGAAAAACUUUUGACAGAAACUUACAGAUUGUAUCAUUACAACUCUCACCUUUUUCUGAAGAGUACAAGGUGCUGUUCAAGAAAUGAUUUUUCAUUUUUUUCAAUUAUCUUUUUCUACUUUAGCCACAUUGAUGCUGUGUCCUGAUUUCCUCUGUUUUUCUUCUUUUUUUCCUCUGUUGUUUUCUUUUUUAGGCUGACUGGCAGAGAGAAAAGGGUGGGUGGUUAUGAUCUCAUGUGGAAUGAUGGGCCUGUCUACAGAGAGGAUGUCAACAUGGAAACAUUUGGCAUUUCAUGUUUUACAGCCAACACCCACUUAGGUAACAAUACCGUGCUGCCAAUUAAAAAUUCCCUUUUUAAGAAAAAAAAAAUGCUAUGGUAUUGUUAUGAACAUACCAAAAAGGGAAAUAACUGAUCAUGUCUGCAAAUAUAUGCCUGUUUCUUGCAGGGUGUGCGAAUGACAGAGAUCAACAACUUCGCAGGCUCCUUAAACCAUUCCCUGGCCAGAGGAGGAUGUAA